Peronospora matthiolae is the source of this 546-nucleotide messenger RNA. NCBI's taxonomy places the organism in Eukaryota, Oomycota, Peronosporomycetes, Peronosporales, Peronosporaceae. The record is from the annotation of a GenBank genome assembly.
AUGCAACGGAACUCUACACAGGCAAGAGGAAGGGAUAGCAGUUUCCGAAUAAGCACCAAGGACGGCGUACGAAAGGACCAUCAGCGACCUGCUGCAACUGUGGCAUGGUCGGACACUACGCCAGAGAUUUUUGCUCCAGACGAGGGCCAAGGGAGCAUUUCAAGUGCGAAGAGCGACGCGAAGCUGAAUGUCAUCGGACAUGGGACAUUGAAGCUGCGCGUCUGGACAGGGCAUGCGUUGAUCGACGCUCGCCUUGAGAACACACUUCACAUUCAAGAUUUGUUCAAAAAACCGCGUUUGCUCACGGCUGCGGCAGCGCGCGGCAUGGCAGUGAAAAUUACGCGCAACGAGUGCGUGGCGAAGCUUGGAGGCACACCGGUCUGCCACAUUUCCGAAGACGAGACCGAGCUUUGGCAUGGAAAACUGGGCCACGCAUCGUACGUUACACUGAAUGCCAUGGUUAAAGGCGGAAGGAAUAAGGGCGUGGCAAUGAAGUCGGACGUUGCGUGUGACGUGUGCGCAACGUCAAAGCAAGUGCGCAAGUGA